AUGCGCAGCGCUCUGCUCGACGAGUUCCGCAUCAAUGGCAACAAAUCCAACAAGCGAUACGAGCUCAGGGACAUUUACAAUCACGCCGUCGAGUUCAGCGGAGAUCAGCAUGGCUCGAGAUUUAUCCAGCAGAAGCUCGAGACUGCCAACAGCGAUGAGAAGGAGCAGAUAUUCCGCGAGAUUGAGCCAAACGCCGUCCAGCUCAUGAAGGACGUCUUUGGCAACUACGUCAUCCAGAAGUUUUUCGAGUAUGGAAGCCAGCUUCAGAAGAAAAUCUUGGCGGAGAAGAUGAAAGGCAAAGUGGUUGAUCUCUCGGUCCAGGUUUACGCCUGCCGUGUGGUUCAGAAGGCUCUGGAGCACAUCCUGGUCGAGCAACAAGCUGCCCUGACACGGGAGCUGGAACCCGAAAUCUUGCGGGUCAUCAAAGACCAAAACGGCAACCAUGUUGUGCAGAAGAUCAUCGAGCUGGUGCCGAGACAGCACAUUGACUUCAUCAUGAAAGCUGUGCGUGGACAAGUGACACCCCUGGCCUCUCACGCAUACGGCUGCCGAGUCAUUCAACGGCUGCUCGAGCAUGGCACAGAGGCCGAUAAGGCGGAGAUUAUGGGCGAGCUCCACGCCUCUGCCCAGCUCCUCAUUACCGACCAAUAUGGCAACUACGUCGCCCAGCAUGUCAUCCAGAACGGCGAGCCGGAAGAUCGCGAGCGCAUCAUUCGGCUGGUCAUGGGCCAGCUCCUCACCCUCUCCAAGCACAAGUUUGCUUCCAACGUCGUCGAGAAGUGUAUCGAAUACGGAACACCGGCGCAGCGCACAACCAUCCGGGAGCAGCUGACGACCGCCGGGCCUGACGGGAACAACCCUCUCCAGCAGAUGAUGAGAGACCAGUUUGGCAACUAUGUGAUCCAAAAACUGCUGGGCCAGUUACAGGGCGAUGAGAGGGAAGCUCUGGUCGAGGAGAUCAAGCCCCAAUUCUACACUCUGAAAAAGAGCGUAGCUUCCCGACAGGUACAGGCGCUCGAGAAG
Trichoderma reesei QM6a is the source of this 1023-nucleotide messenger RNA. RefSeq lists its product as uncharacterized. The record is from RefSeq and is a predicted model, not a curated record. Gene Ontology annotation, cellular component: cytoplasm. Gene Ontology annotation, biological process: nuclear-transcribed mRNA catabolic process, deadenylation-dependent decay. Gene Ontology annotation, molecular function: mRNA 3'-UTR binding. Lineage: Eukaryota; Fungi; Ascomycota; Sordariomycetes; Hypocreales; Hypocreaceae. The annotation marks the transcript as partial. The transcript has 3 exons.